Molecule: messenger RNA, 693 nt
Organism: Pyricularia grisea
Lineage: Eukaryota; Fungi; Ascomycota; Sordariomycetes; Magnaporthales; Pyriculariaceae
Exons: 3
Coding region: 118-651 (177 amino acids)
Source: RefSeq, a predicted model, not a curated record
CGAAAAUCACCACUUCUCACAUUCGUUGAAUCCCAAAUCUGUUCACAUUUGUGAUCUUUAGACCAAAGUCAAGUCACCAGUUUGACCUCACGGCAUUUAAUUUUAUCUACCGUCAUCAUGCGCUUCUCUACGAUGAUUUUCGGUCUCACAGCUACCAUGGCUGCUGCUUCACCAGUAACAAUGGAGUUUUACAAAGCCGGGACUAAUGUUGAUCCCGCCUUUGCCAAUUUUGUCGAAGAGUGGUACCGCGUCUCUGAGGACAAGACGGCCACCACUACAUUUAGCGACUUCUUCGCACGGGGUGGUCAGCUUAUCGUGGCCGGCCAAGCAUUCAACACACCGGAAAGCAUCGUCGCAGUCAAGCAGAAGCUCCUGCCACCCAAUGGCAACAAGGCAUGGUGGCAUAUUAUUCAGGGAUCGACGCUCGUAGGGGAUGACAGCAAGACGCAGACUGUCAGCGCCAAGAUUAUCAUCCAGACUACCUACACCCCGGGUAACUGCUCACAGGCACAUGGAAACGCGGCAUUUACCGUCGCCAAGGAUGCUUCCGGCAAGCCAAACUGGGUACCGCACACGGGGGGACUGCAGGUCUACAAUCUUACGGUUAACACCGUCCAGUCGCCGACUGAUGAGCCUUGCUCAAAUGAAUAAGGUUUUUUGUACUCUUUUCGAAUCCUUUUCUAUCUAGACUCA